Molecule: messenger RNA, 1686 nt
Organism: Onychomys torridus (southern grasshopper mouse)
Lineage: Eukaryota; Metazoa; Chordata; Mammalia; Rodentia; Cricetidae
Product: acylcarnitine hydrolase-like
Exons: 12
Coding region: 1-1686 (561 amino acids)
Cellular component (GO): intracellular membrane-bounded organelle
Molecular function (GO): carboxylic ester hydrolase activity
Source: RefSeq, a predicted model, not a curated record
AUGCCACUGAAUCAACUGCAUAGCUGGCUGAAUGCCGUGGUCUUUGGGCUCCUGCUUCUCUUCCUCCAUGUUCAUGGUCAGGACCCAUCAGAGGCCAGCCCCAUCAGAAACACUCACACAGGCCAGGUCCGAGGCAGCCUUGUUCAUGUGAAGGAGACCAAAGUGGGUGUCCACACUUUCCUGGGAAUUCCCUUUGCCAAGCCACCUGUAGGACCACUGCGCUUUGCACCCCCUGAGGCCCCUGAUCCAUGGAGUGGUGUGAGAGAUGGGACCUCACAUCCAGCCAUGUGUCUGCAAAACCUUGAAAUGAUGAAUGUGGAGGCUGUGAAGGAUAUGAAGGUGACCCUGCCUCCCAUCUCAAUGUCUGAGGACUGUCUGCAUCUCAACAUCUACACUCCAGCUCAUGCCAAUGAAGGCUCUAACCUUCCUGUGAUGGUGUGGAUCCAUGGUGGUGCUCUGGUUGGAGGAAUGGCUUCUAUUACUGAUGGAUCCAUAUUGGCAGCCAUAGAGGAUGUGGUGGUCGUUCAUAUCCAAUAUCGCCUAGGUAUUCUGGGCUUUUUCAGCACUGGAGACCAGCACGCCAGAGGCAACUGGGGAUACCUGGACCAAGUGGCAUCCCUACGCUGGGUCCAGCAGAAUAUCGCCCACUUUGGAGGCAACCCUGACCAGGUCACUAUUUUUGGAGAGUCAGCAGGUGGCACAAGUGUGUCUUCACAUGUUGUGUCUCCCAUGUCCAAAGGACUCUUCCACAGAGCCAUCAUGGAAAGUGGAGUGGCCCUGCUGCCUGACCUUAUCUCUGACACCCAUGAGAUGGUCUACACUACGGUGGCCAACCUGUCUGGAUGUGAGGCCAAGGACUCAGAGGCCCUGGUACACUGUCUGAGAGGCAAAAGUGAAGCAGAGAUUCUGGUCAUUAAUGAGGUCUUCAAGAUCAUCCCUGCUGUGGUGGAUGGGGUGUUCUUUCCCAGGCAUCCCCAAGAGUUGUUGGCAUCUGUGGAUUUUCACCCUGUCCCCAGCAUCAUUGGUGUCAACAAUGAUGAGUAUAGUUGGAUCCUCCCCAUGGUCAUGGGCUCUGGUCAGACAAUAAAGGAAAUAACAAGAGAGAACCUGCAGGAUGUUUUGAAGAAUACGGCAGCACAAAUGAUGCUGCCUCCUGAGUGUGGUGACCUGCUAAUGGAAGAGUACAUGGGGGACACUGAGGAUCCCCAAGCCCUCCAAAUUCAGUUUACAGAGAUGAUGGGAGACUUCAUGUUUGUGAUCCCUGCACUCCAAGUAGCACAUUUUCAGCGUUCCCACAACCCUGUCUACUUCUAUGAAUUCCAACAUCAAUCCAGCUUUCUCAAGGGUCUCAGACCACCCCACGUGAAGGCUGACCAUGCUGAUGAGAUUCCUUUUGUUUUUGGGUCCUUCUUCUUUGGCAUGAAACUUGUCCUCACAGAGGAGGAAGAGCUGUUGAACAGGAGGAUGAUGAAGUACUGGGCCAACUUUGCAAGACUUGGGAACCCCAACAGCGAGGGUCUACCCUACUGGCCCAUGUUGGACCAUGAUGAGCAGUACUUGCAGCUGAACAUCAAGCCUGCUGUGGGCCAAGCCCUGAAGGCCAAAAGGCUGCAGUUCUGGACCAAGACUCUACCGCAGAAGAUCCAGGAGCUAACGAGAUCUCAGAACAUGCACAAAGAGCUCUAG